AAUAACCUAUGCUAGGAGUCUAUCGACGCACAUGAUAAUAUUAGUAACUUUGAAUAAUAACUCAAGGCUUCUUCUCAGGCCAGUGCUCUUUGGGUAAGUAGGAUAUGAGCAUGGUUUCUAUCAAUGAAUCCAACAAUUAUUCUACGAACUGGCCCCUCCCUAAAGACAAAACCUUGAUGUUACGGAUAAUUUGUGGUAGGCAUUAUGAUCACUUACACUUCCUGAUAUCAUGAUAACAAGUAACUGGCUUGUAGAUCGAGAUUAAAAUGUAUUUAGUGGAAUAUAUUGACUAGAAGACGCGGGCACACGAGUGCUGUGACUAUUGCAAUUAGUUGAACAUGGUCGAGGCGAUUUACAAAUCAUUAGCUCGUGAUUUAGGGAUACCUAAAACGGUGGAGAUAAUGCCGAGCGUUCGUACUCAAAUAGCUUGAGACAGUGGAUGCGAAGUUCGAUUAACUGCUGAAUUCUCGGGCAUGCUGUCGCUCGUCGGUGGCCAAAAUUGACGUUCUAGUGUAAUCAACGGAGUGUUUGAAUUCAUGAAGAGUUAUUAGGAUCGGUUAGGCUGGCAGCUAUUCUUGUUCUUCGUCUGCCACUCGUCCGUGUUAGGAUCGAGAAAGAAUAUCUCAGAUUACAUAGAUAGAUAGAGGGCCCCAAGUGUGUCCAAAGGUCGACUGUGAAUUUGUCUGUUCAUGCCGAAAGGAUGAGUGUGGCGAGCAAAUCUCUCCAAGCAUCGCUGUUUCCGUAGAAUCCCGUAAACUCAGGAUUUACUCAGGAUUAGGUUCCAACAUAUAUAUUUUUCGAAGGCCAGCCAGCUCAUUCAAAAGUCGGAGUCGGGAUGUGCUGGAAUCCGUCCAUACCGGCGCCCGGGUUGGAGAAUGGUUCCAUGGGCUGUUCAAGUAUGUAAGCAGGGCGGAGAUAGUGAGGCACGCUUCACUGCAAGCAUUUCCAGGUCGGCGUAAUUAAUGGUCACCCCAGACUAAUACCUUAAUUCCUUACAUCUUCCGCGUACACCACUGUUCCUACGUGUACGUCCCGUCACGAGAUACGCAAGCCAUCUUACUUAGUGCCGCCGAGUUUCUCACUGUUGGACAAGUGGAGGUUGGCGCCACUAGGAUGGCCUCAGACGAGUGAGAUUGAUCAAAUUGACAAAUACACACAGGAGGCCAUGGGUGACGACGGUACAUCAAUUGCGGUAUGAGGCAUAGUGUAGUGGUGUGCACGCGGACUGCGUGUGUGCUGAAGCUGUGCGGUACCGACGGUGCAUGGCAGUGUCGCGAUCCGCGGGCAGAGUUGCCUAUCUGAGCCGGACGCUUUCCCAGGUUGAAUGGCUGGUCCAGGGCUUACUGUUGCACAUUCCGACAUGCUUCUGUAGCAGACUGUAUAUGCCUGCUGUAUAUGUAAGUAUAUGCAAGCGAGAUUCGGGCGUCUCUUUAAGCUUUUCUCGUGGGUGUCCUGGAUGGCUUGUCAAUGCGAUCGAUCUCAUCCCUCACGCUGCCUCCGCCAAGGGCAGCUUGAGGGUUCGCCCAGCCGGCUUCCCCCAGCGACAAGACGGGAACAAGACUUUUGGCUUGACGGCGGCGCUGGGCCAGAGGCGGGACAAGACGUCAAGGCUUGCUUGUCGUAAGCCUGCCCGCCUUGGCCUCAAGCUUAGCAGGCGGGUUCGGCGCCAGGGACUGUAUUACGCUGCUUGGCCCCUUGGCAGACGCUCUGUUCUUGAAACCGCCCCGGUCCUUUGCCCUGCCAAGCUCCGACCUGCAGCAGCAUUUACUGUAGUCUGUAGAUAGCGCGCACGCUAGUCCGGGAGGUAGACGCCAAGUUUACGGGGAAAUGUGUACGAUCCCCUGGGGGCGCCUGGGAUAUCGUUCAGUAUUCAUCCACCUGGCUCGCCUGGCUCACCUUGCCCAGCUGUGCUGUGUCGCAACGUGGAUGUGGCCCUGACAUGGACGACUUGGAUAGAGAUGACCUGAGAGUAUAGUGGCGAGGUGGAUCGAAGCAUGUAAUACGAGAUCAAGAGAUCGGGAGAGUGAAAGAGCCGAAGAGGAGCUGAGUCUCCCAUGAACUCGUACUACCUAGGC
Molecule: messenger RNA, 2075 nt
Organism: Xylaria bambusicola
Lineage: Eukaryota; Fungi; Ascomycota; Sordariomycetes; Xylariales; Xylariaceae
Exons: 2
Coding region: 1263-1784 (173 amino acids)
Source: RefSeq, a predicted model, not a curated record